AUGUCUCGCUUAACAAUGAUCCUCGUUUUUCUAUGUGUUUUCUUCAUACAAUUUCAACCAGAUCAAGCUGCUAGAAUUUACCUUCCAACUGAAGAUGAUAGCGAUUACCAGCCAGCUCCUUUACCUUCCUCCGCAUCGUUAUUGAAAUCAUGGUACAACAAACGAUUUACUCAACUCGAAGACAAUGAACAAGACGAAGACAUGGAACAUUUAUGGAAGCGCUUCUCACCUGAACUAGCAUCGCUUCGUCAACGACGUCGCUUUGGAAAUACUCGUUAUGGUCGCAGUUUAUCGAAAGAUUGA
This is a messenger RNA of Adineta ricciae, 303 nucleotides long. NCBI's taxonomy places the organism in Eukaryota, Metazoa, Rotifera, Eurotatoria, Adinetida, Adinetidae. The record is from the annotation of a GenBank genome assembly.